UUUAUGGGCGAUGUUUAACAAAUCAUUUUUUAUUUUUUUUCUCCUCCACAAAAUAGAAAAAUAAAAAAUGAUUUUAUGACAUGGGCAAAAUGUUCAUCAAUCUAGUGGUUUCUCUCUCCUCCCCAAAAAUGGCGUUUCUCACUCAACUCCACUCUCUCUCUCUACCCUCCACUUUCCUUCCCAAACCACCUUCUUUCAAUCGCACCUUUUCUCUCUCCUCGAAGACGAAAACCAAGCCACAAUUUACAGCUCAAACCAACAACAAUGGCGGCGCUGCUGUUGUCUGGUUCAAGCAUGACCUUCGAAUCGACGAUCAUCCCGGCAUUGUUUCCGCCGCUUCCAACUUCUCCAAUGUUGUCCCUAUUUACGUCUUUGAUCCUCGCAUUUUAUCCCGUUUUCCUGAUGAAAUGGUAGAACUGCUUCUUCUUGCUGUAGAAGACUUAAGGAGGUCACUUAAGGAGCAUGGUUCCAAUUUGAUGAUCAGAUCUGGGAAUGUGGAAAGCAUCUUAAGAGAACUAGUAAAAGAGAUUAAAGCAACCGUAUUAUUUGCGGAAGAAGAGGUAGAAUAUGAUAUGCGUUCUUUGGUUGCUACUGUUGAUGAUUCCCUAGCAACAGAUGCUGUUCUAGAUUGGAAACCAAAGAUUGAGGUGUGGAGGACGUCUUUUUAUGAUGCAAAGUUGAUGAGCUUAGAUGACUUACCUGCAUUCUUUGGAGAUGUGAAGAAACCUCAACACAAUGAUGUUUCAUUGCUUGGUAUUCCAAGAUUUCAUGGAUGCUUUAUGGACUUGGAUUGGGGUCAUCUUCCCACUAUCGAUGAUGUGUGUACAUUCAUGGACUAUCAUGCAAAUAAAGAAAAAGAACAAUGGAAUUCCAUGAAAUGGAAUUCCAUGAAACACACUUCAGCAGAAGCUGUAUUGAGAAUGGAUCACAUGAAGCUGCUAAAAUCCGGCAGCCCUGUGCCCGGGGAAUCUAGGGUAUCACAAUUAGGGAGCAGCAGUCAAAUUUCCAAUGAAACUCAAAGAAAGAGGCUGAAAAACUCUGUUUUUGGUACAAGUAAAGGAAACAUAGUUGCUGGCGGAACAGAAACUGUAUUGAAUGCAUUGGCUGGGUAUUUGAGAUAUCUGGAAGGAACAGCACGAGAUGACUGGCAAGAGAUUCACCUAAAGUUGAGGGAGACUGAAAUCCGAACUGGAGCUUCAUUUGGAGCUCUUUUUGGAUCUGCUUUGCAGCUUGGCACCAUAUCCCGUAGGAGAGUAUAUUAUGAAGCAAUAAGAUAUGAGAAAGAACGAAAUGGUGGGUUUUUAUCUCCAUUUGGGUAUUCUACGACAACAGUUGCUGCUGCCAUUGAUGCAGUAUGCUCAAUAGAGUGGUAUUGGCUUCUGAGUUUGAAAAGCUUAUCUCAGAGGGAAGAACCGUACUCUAAAAGACUGUGGAGAUGGAAUGGCCACCUAAUUCAGUACACAGUUGUUGGUUGUGAAGGGCCUGCUGUUCUUCUUGUCCAUGGAUUUGGGGCUUUCUUUGAGCAUUAUCGUGACAACUUGAGUAAUAUAGCUGAUGGUGGGAAUCGAGUUUGGGCUCUUACUCUUUUAGGCUUUGGACGGUCUGAAAAGCCAAAUAUUGUUUACAGUGAGCUCAUGUGGGCGGAAUUAUUACGCGACUUCAUUGUUGAGGUUGUGGGUGAGCAAGCACAUCUUGUUGGAAACUCAAUUGGUGGAUACUUUACUUCAAUUGUUGGUGGUCUUUGGCCUUCACUGGUCAAAUCUAUUAUUCUUAUGAACAGUGCUGGAGAUGUUUUUCCAGGAUUUUCCUCUCUGCUAUUCUUUAAGGAAAGACAAAUUUCUGGGGCUGCUUGGUUGGGAUCAAGAGCAAUUCUGCAAUACUUGAGAUUUAGCAUAAGAAGCCUCGUUAAAAAUUGCUACCCUACUCGACCUGAAAGGGCUGAUGACUGGCUCAUCAAGGAAAUGCUUAGAGCUUCAUAUGAUCCUGGCUCGGUAGAGGUUUUAGAGAGUGUAUUCAGCUUCAAUUUGUCCAUUCCUCUUAAUCAUCUUUUAAGCAGAUUAACGGGGAAGGUUUUAAUUAUACAGGGAAUGAAAGACCCAAUAGCUGAUCCUGGUUCCAAGCUUGCUAUGUUCAGAGAGCACUGUGAAGGAAUCAUGAUCAAGGAGCUUAAUGCUGGCCAUUGCCCCCAUGAUGAGUGUCCAGAUGAGGUCAAUGCUAUGAUCUGUGAAUGGAUAUCAGAGAUUGAGAGCAAAAUUCAUUCUGAGAGCUUUGAUUCAUCAAUCAGCUCACCAUGCACAUAACACAAUUAUGCUACCAUAACCGUGUAAAAAAUAAAGCCCGAUAGCAAACACAAUUAUUUAGCCAUUGGGUAAUACCAUUGAUUUAGUUCGAAAAUUAUUAGGAUGACUGUGUAAAGUAGCUCAAGCUUGACAUGGACAAACAUGUGAUACAAGUAUUAUUAACCUAUCAUUUAGAAAAGGGUUCUUACUCGCA
Chenopodium quinoa (quinoa) is the source of this 2493-nucleotide messenger RNA. RefSeq lists its product as uncharacterized. NCBI's taxonomy places the organism in Eukaryota, Viridiplantae, Streptophyta, Magnoliopsida, Caryophyllales, Amaranthaceae. The record is from RefSeq and is a predicted model, not a curated record. Bases 81 to 2300 code for a protein of 739 amino acids. The transcript has 14 exons.